UUGCCCACAGAAGCCGCCUGAUCCUGACGGGUGAGCUGGGUACCUGCUGUGGCAGGUUGUGUUUGUACCCGCUGGGGGUUGUUGUCCCCCUGUAGGCUCCCGGGGCAGUCUUAUCAGGCAGUGUAGAGCAAGCAAGAUGUCUUCAGAAAAGUUCACCCUGGUUGCACAAUCAAGAUUUGAUUCAAAAUGGCUGAAGACAGAUUUACAGCUUGCCUUCACACGAGAUGGGUUCUGCAGUCUGUGGAACGAAAUGGUCAAAGACGGGGAGAUUGUUUACAUGGGAACUGAAUGCAGCCAGACUGGAGAUCUUCCAUCCAGAAAAGAUGAAGUAAAUGAAGCCCAAGCAGGCUCCAAAAAGGACGAUCAGAAUGAGCGGGAGAAAAAAGAGGAAGAUGAAAUGCCAAUACCAAACUACAAGGCCAAAACUCUUAUGGACAACUGGGUCUGGAGCAGACCACCAGAUGUGAAUGAACUUAAGGAGAGCCUCUACGUGCUUGUAAAGGAACAGCAAGUACUCGCGACACAGACGGCCACCACCACCCUUUCCGCCAUGAGACUAAAGCAAAGACUGGUCAUACUGGAGCGGUAUUUUAUUGCACUGAACAGAACUGUUUUUCAGGAAAGCAUUAAAGUAAAAUGGAAAAGUAACACCGUCCCUCCUCCUGCCGUGGAAAAGAAAGGUGAGGACAUUUUUGAGCUUACCUUUCAUGGACACAGCUCACGUCCAGUUGGCCAGGGGGUGGAAGGACUUGCUAGAGUGGGCUCCCGAGCUGCCCUGUCAUUUGCCUUUGCUUUCCUGCGGAGAGCAUGGAGAUCUGGUGAAGAUGCAGAUCUUUGUAGUGAACUGUUACAAGAAUCCCUCGACGCCCUGAGGGCUCUUCCUGAGGCCACACUCUUUGAUGAGGGCACAGUUUCAUCUGUCUGGCUUGAAGUUGUUGAGCGAGCUACAAAAUUUUUAAGGUCUGUUACAGGUGAUAUCCACGGUGCUCAGAGUCCUAGGGCUGCAGGAAACAUUCCACUUCAAGACCAGCACCUAGCACUUGCCAUAUUACUAGAGCUUGCUGUACAGAGGGGCACUCUCAGCCAAAUGUUAUCUGCUGUUAUGCUGCUACUUCAACUCUGGGACAAUGGAACAAGGGAAACUGAUAAUGAGCGGUCCGCCCAGGGAACCAGCGCGCCUCUCCUCCCUCUACUACAUCGGUUCCAGGGUAUUGUGUGCAAUAAAGAUGUUCAUAACCUGGAAAAAGAAAUUCAGGUGCUCUCAUGUCCUCUAAGCCCAAAUGAAAACUUUUUGCGCUAUCUGAUAUUGCCUCAGGACAAUGAGCUAGCUAUUGACUUAAGGCAAACUGCAGUUGUUAUCAUGGCACAUUUAGACCGAUUGGCCGUGCCAUGCAUGCCUCCACAGUGCAGCUCCCCGACCUCACAUAAGGGCUCCUUGCAGGAGGUAAUCAGUUGGGGUCUUUUGGGGUGGAAGUAUUAUGCGAAUGUGAGUGGCCCGAUACAAUGUGAAGCUCUGGCUACGCUUGGUGUUACGCAAAUAGCCUGCGCUGAGAAGUGUUUCCUGAUACUUUCCAGAAACGGCAAGGUUUACACUCAGACGUACAACAAUAAUACACUGGGACCACAGCUUGUGCAGGGUCUUGCCUCCCGAAAUAUUGUGAAGAUUUAUUCUCAUUCUGAUGGACAGCAUUAUCUGGCCUUAUCCUCCACUGGUGAACUAUUUUCAUGGGGUUGUGGUGAUGGUGGAAGACUAGGUCAUGGAGACACUGUUUCAUUAGAGGAGCCUAAACUGGUUUCUGCCCUGUGUGGCAAGCAGUCUGGGAAGCAGAUUGUUCACAUUGCAUGCGGCAGCACAUACAGUGCCGCCAUCACUGCUGAUGGAGAGCUGUACACUUGGGGCCGAGGAAACUAUGGAAGACUGGGACAUGGCUCAAGUGAGGACCAGACUGUUCCAAUGUUGGUGACUGGACUGAAAGGACUAAAGGUAGUCGACAUUUCUUGUGGAAGUGGAGAUGCUCAGACUUUGGCAGUGACUGAAAAUGGUCAAGUCUGGUCUUGGGGAGAUGGGGAUUAUGGAAAGCUGGGUAGAGGAGGCAGCGAUGGUUGUAAAACCCCCAAGUUGAUUGAGAAACUUCAAGACCUGGACAUAGUAAAAGUUCGCUGUGGCAGCCAGUUUUCCAUUGCCAUCACCAAAGAUGGACAGGUCUAUUCCUGGGGUAAAGGAGACAACCAGAGGCUUGGACAUGGGACAGAGGAACAUGUCAGAUAUCCCAAAUUACUUGAUGGCCUGCAAGGCAAAAAGGUGGUUGACGUAGCAGUGGGCUCCACUCACUGCCUGGCACUCACUGAGUCCGGAGACGUUUACAGCUGGGGGAGCAAUGAUCAAUGUCAGCAUUUUGACACCUUACGUAUUGCAAAGCCUGAGCCAUCUGCCCUCCCUGGAUUGGACUCUAAACACAUAGUCGGAAUUGCAUGUGGACCCGCUCAGAGUUUUGCCUGGUCUUCAUGCUCAGAGUGGUCCAUUGGUCUUCGUGUGCCUUUUGUGGUAGAUGUGUGCUCCAUGACCUUUGAACAACUAGAUCUUCUUCUGCGACAAGUCAGUGAAGGGAUGGAUGGCAGCUCAGAUUGGCCACCUCCACAAGAGAAGGAAUGUAUGGCUGUAUCAACACUUAACCUUCUUCGGUUGCAGUUGCAUGCUGCCAUCAGCCAUCAAGUAGAUCCAGAGUGUCUAGGCCUGGGUCUCGGAAGUACUUUGUUGAACAGUUUGAAGCAGACCGUGGUCACCUUGGCUAGUAAUGCUGGAGUGCUGAAUACCGUUCAGUCAGCUGCCCAAGCAGUUCUACAAAGUGGGUGGUCUCUUCUCCUGCCAACGGCUGAGGAAAGAGCCAGAGCUCUGUCUGCCUUGUUACCAAAUGCAGCCUCUGGAAAUGAAAUGACCAUAAGUCCCGGCCGUCGCUUUAUGAUUGACCUGUUGGUGAGCAGUUUGAUGGCAGAUGGAGGAUUGGAAUGUGCAUUAAACGCAGCUAUAACCGCAGAGAUUCAGGAUAUCGAAGCCAAGAAAGAGGCCCAGAAAGAGAAGGAAAUAGAUGAGCAGGAAGCCAAUGUGUCCACGCUGCAUAGGAGCAGCACACCACUGGAUAAAGACCUAAUAAACACCGGAAUCUAUGAAUCUGCAGGAAAGCAAACCUUACCCUUAGUGCAACUCAUACAGCAGUUACUUAGGAACAUUGCAUCUCAAACCAUUGCUAAACUAAAAGAUGUGGCACGCCGCAUAUCCUCCAGCUUGGAUCAGGAGCAUUUUAGUAAGGAGAGGUCAGCAUCCAUGGAUCUCUUGCUCCGUUUUCAGAGAUUACUUGUCAGCAAGCUCUACCCGGGCACAGUGGUGGACCAGUCUGCAAACACCCAUGCGCCUGAUCUUCUAGGUGUUGGCUCCUUAUUGAAGAAAUAUACAGCUCUUCUGUGCACACAUAUCGGAGACAUACUUCCUGUGGCGACCAACAUUGCUUCAACAUCUCAUAGGCAUUUUGCAGAAGUGUCCCGUAUUGUGGCUGGUGAUCUUACAGGUGUACUCCUUCCAGAACUGGUGGUCUCUGCCGUACUACUGCUUUGUAAAAACGCUUGGCUCAUGCAGGAAGCUGGUGCCAUCCCUCUUCUGGCCAGUCUUCUAGAACCUUUAGAUCGGUUUAACCAUCUUGCACCUGGAAGGGAGAGAGAUGACAAUGAGGACUUGGCCUGGCCUGGCGUAAUGAGCUCAUUUUUUAGUGGUCAGAGCUCCAGGAACAAUGAAGAAGUUACUUUAAUACGUAAAGCAGAUUUGGAGAAUCACAACAAAGACGGUGGAUUCUGGACUGUAAUAGAUGGAAAAGUUUAUGACAUCAAGGACUUUCAAGCACAAUCCUUACAUGCAAAUACUAUACUCGCCCACUUUGCUGGUGAAGACCCUGUGGUGGCUUUGGAGGCUGCACUUCAGUUUGAUGACACCAGAGAGUCCAUGCAUGCCUUUUGUGUGGGCCACUACAUGGAGCCUGAUCAAGAAGUGAUUACAGCACCAGAUCUCAGCAGUCUGUCUUCUCCACUUGUGGACACUGAACGAAACUUGGGUUUGCUCCUAGGACUUCAUGCUUCUUACUUGUCCCUAAGUACACCUUUGUCUUCUGUGGAAAUUGAGUGUGCUAGAUGGCUUAAAUCCUCAAUAUUUUCUGGAGGUCUCCAAACCAGCCAGAUUCAUUACAGCUAUAAUGAGGAAAAAGAUGAGGACCACAGCAGCUCCCAAGGCAACACUACCCCUAACAAAUCAAAACUGUACGGACAUCGGCUGUCCAUGAGUGAUCAUUCCCAGCCCUUCCUUCAAGCUAUCGCAGACAAUAAUACUCAGGAUCACACGGUCAAGGAAUUUCUGUGUCAGAUAGAGCGGUACUGUAAACAGUGUCACUUGACCACACCAAUCACAUUUCCUCCAGAACAUCCAGUCGAAGAAGUAGGCCGUCUGCUGCUCUGCUGUCUAUUGAAACAUGAAGAUUUAGGUAACAUUGCUUUGUCUAUGGUUCAUCAUGGUGCUUUGAAUGUGGACCAAGUUAAACACAAGACAUUGCCCAGAUCUGUGGCGGAUGUGUGCCGAGUAGUUUAUCAAGCGAAAUGCUCUCUCAUAAAGACACAUCAAGAACAAGGGCGCUCCUACAAAGAAGUGUGUGCUCCAGUCAUUGAACGUCUCCGGUUUCUCUUCAAUGAGCUGCGUCCUGCCGUCUGUAAUGACCUGUCAAUUGUGUCUAAGUUGAAGCUCCUCAGCUCCAUCCCGAGGUGGAAAAGAAUAGUUCAAAGCAUUAUCAGGGAAAAAAGGAAGAAAAAAGUGCCCAAAAAGUCUGAGUCUGCAGAUGUGGAUGAUACUAAAAUUGGCAACGAAGAGGGAGAACAAGAAGAAUCUUUUGUCUUACCUUCUAGUCCUUUAUCUCUGGAUAAGAAACCCCCGUCCGUAAAAUCACCCAAGGAUAAAUGGCAGCCAAUCCUAAGCUCUGUAACUGGUGUCCAUAAAUACAAGUGGCUGAAGCAUAAUGUACAGGGUACAUACCCACAGUCUGCCUUGCUUGGCACAGUUAUGGAGUUUGCACUGAAGGAAGAACCAGUUGAUGUAGAAAAAAUGAGGAAAUGCUUACUAAAACAGCUGGAAAGAGCAGAAGUUCGCCUAGAAGGUAUAGAUACCAUGUUAAAAUUGGCCACCAAAAGCUUCCUACUUCCGUCUGUCCAGUAUGCAAUGUUUUGUGGUUGGCAGCGACUUGUUCCUGAAGGAACCAAUUUAAGUGAACCACUGACAGACUGUUUGAAGGAUGUUGACCUUAUUCCCCCCUUUAAUCGUAUGCUACUUGAGGUAACUUAUGGAAAACUGUAUGCCUGGGCCAUUCAGAACAUUAGAAAUAUAUUGCUUGAUGCCACUAGCAGAUUUAAAGAUAUGGGCAUCCAGCCUGUUCCUCUUCAGACCAUCACCAAUGAGAAUCCCUCUGGACCAAGCCUGGGGACCAUUCCACAAGCCAGAUUCUUGCUGGUCAUGCUGAACAUGCUGACACGUCAGCAUGGCGCAAAUAGCCUCAACUUGCUGGUCAAUUCUGGCAUGCUGGCACUGACUCAAACCAUCCUCCGACUAAUUGGUCCUACUUCUGAUAACUGUGAAGAAGAUUUGAGUAUAAGCUUACUAGGAGCUUCCGCAACUGUUUUGGAGGAGUCUAGAAAGGAAACUGUACCAGUUCAGAUACCUGCCUCUGGACCAGAACUUGCAUCUAUGAUGAAAAUUGGCACUAGAGUCAUGAGAGGAGUAGACUGGAAGUGGGGAGACCAGGAUGGGCCUCCUCCAGGACUUGGCCGUGUCAUCGGAGAACUAGGAGAGGAUGGCUGGAUUAGAGUACAGUGGGAUACAGGCAGUACAAAUUCCUACAGGAUGGGAAAAGAAGGGAAAUAUGAUCUGAAACUGACCGAACCGCCACCAGCCACUCAGCCCAUGGCAGAUGACUCGGACACAGAGGAUGACUCAGAGGGAGAACAGGUGGACAAGAAUUUACACCCUACCUCAAUGAUGCUGAUGAGCACUGUAAACCUCCUCCAGAACGUUUGCCUCUCGGCUGCUGUGAAUGCAGAGAUAAUGCAACCAGAAGCAACCAGGACUCUCUGUGGCUUGCUCCGUAUGUUGGUAGAGAGUGGCACCAUGGAUAAAACAGCUCCUUCAACAAAUAAAGUCGUAUUUAAGGAGCAGCACAAGAGUUGGUGCACACUGGGAUUCAUCCGUAGCAUUGCUCUUAUGCCACAGAUGUGUAGUACCUUGAGCAUGUCACAGUGGAUAGCCCUUCUAAUGAAAAUUGUAGAGGGUCCAGAGUCCUUUACUGCAGCUUCAUUACAACGUCAGAUUCUGGCUAUUCGGCUGUUACAAGCAGUCCUUCCUUCAUGGGACAAGAAUGAACGUUCAGUGGACAUGAAACUUCUUGUUGAAAAGCUUUUUUGUUUUUUGGGCAGCCUUCUAACUACUUGUUCUUCAGACAUCCCCCUUCUUAGAGAAUCCACCCUCCGAAGACGGAAAUCUCGCCCACAGGCAUCUUUGACAGCAACUCAUAGUAGCACCUUAGCAGAGGAGAUUGUAGCUUUACUUCGCACUCUUCAUUCAUUGAAUCAGUGGAAUGGUCUCAUCAACAAGUACAUCAACUCUCAGCUAAGCUCUAUCACUACCAUUUUGGAAGGAAAACGCAUUGAUGCGCAGGCUGUGUUGGAGGAUUACUUUCCUGACUCAGAAAACCCUGAAGUUCGUAGCCUGAUGGCAGUUUUGGCCGUGAUAGGGGGCAUAGACAGUCGCUUACGCCUCGGGGGACAGGUGUUACAUGAUGAGUUUGGAGAGGGCACCGUGACCCGAAUCACUCCUAAAGGAAAAAUCACCGUUCAGUUCCACGAUGUGCGCAUCAGCCAUAUUUGCCCUUUAAAUCAACUUCACCCACUACCUGUGGUGCCAUUUUGUGUGAACAACUUGCCAUUUACUGAUCCAAUGCUGUCUGUCUGGGCACAGCUGGUAAACCUGGCAGGGUGCAAGCUGGAAAAGCACAGGAUGAAGAAAUCUCCCAGUCAGGGGCUUGCAGACCAAGUUGAUCUGGACCGUUUGAGGUGUCAACAGCUGAAGCUUUACAUACUGAAGGCUGGCUGGGCCCUUCUCUCUCACCAAGACAGACUGAGACAGAUCUUAUCGCAGCCAUCCGUGCAGGAAACAGGACUCAUUCCAGCUGAUGAAGGCGCUGCAGCCACUCCAGAUUUUGCAGAUAUGUCUCCAGAGGCUCCCCAGCCUCCAAUGAUAUUGCUACAACAGUUACUGACCGCGGCUACACAGCCUUCCCCUGUGAAAGCGAUAUUUGAUAAACAAGAGCUGGAGGCAGCAGCCCUGGCAGUUUGUCAGUACCUGGCAGUGGAGUCCACACAUCCAUCAUCUCCACUUUUGGACGACUUCUGCAGUUCAAGUGAGGUUUCUUCUCCUGUGACUGUGCAGCACAUCUGUCCAGCAAAAGUCAAAAAGUGCAAGCCGUCCCCCAUACCACCUGUCCCAAUUGUGGUACAAUUGAUGGAAAUGGGCUUUCAAAGGAAGAACAUUGAGUUUGCGCUGAAGUCACUGUCUGGAGCAUCUGGUACUGCUUCAAGCUCCCCAGGUGUCGAGGCAUUAGUCGGAUGGUUACUGGAUCAUCCUGACAUCCAGAUCACCGAACUCUCAGAUUUUGAGACCGCCUCUGAGGAGUCGGAUGAAGAAGCGGUGGAAGAAGUGGAGGAGCUGGAAGCUGCGUAUCCGGAUUCAAAUGGUGCCGUUGUGACAGAGAGCCAGACUUACAAGAAAAGAGCGGACUUCUUAAGCAAUGAUGAUUAUGCAGUGUAUGUGAGGGAGAACAUUCAGGUUGGCAUGAUGGUGCGUUGCUGUCGGACAUAUGAAGAAGUCUGUGAAGGUGAUGUGGGUAAAGUCAUCAAGUUAGACCGUGAUGGGCUCCAUGACUUGAAUGUUCAAUGUGACUGGCAACAAAAAGGUGGAACCUACUGGGUGCGAUAUAUCCAUGUGGAGUUACUUGGUUUUCCUCCCCAAAGUUCCCAUUCCCAUAUCAAAAUUGGUGAUAAAGUAAGAGUGAAGGCGUCCGUUACCACACCAAAAUAUAAGUGGGGUUCAGUUACUCACAGGAGUGUGGGUGUCGUUAAAGCAUUCAGUGCUAAUGGAAAGGAUGUGAUUGUAGACUUCCCCCAGCAGUCACACUGGACGGGACUGUUAUCUGAAAUGGAGUUGGUUCCAAGCAUACACCCUGGAGUGACAUGUGACGGAUGCCAGAUGUUUCCUAUUCAUGGGCCUAGAUUCAAAUGCCGAAAUUGUGAUGACUUUGAUUUCUGUGAAACCUGUUUCAAAAACCGAAAACAUAACGCAAGGCACACGUUCGGAAGAAUAAAUGAGCCAGGUCAGUCUCCGGUGUUCUGCGGACGCUCUGGCAAGCAGUUGAAGAGGCGGCACAGUGGUCAGAGGGGCAUGUUGUUGGAUGAUUGGUCAAGAAUUGUCAAAAAUUUGAACGUCUCCUCCUCUGCAAACCAGGCGUCACGUCUUAUUGAUGGUAGCGAUCAGUGCUGGCAGUCUUCUGGCUCACAGGGCAAGCAUUGGAUCAGGUUAGAGAUCUUUCCGGAUGUUUUGGUGCACAGACUGAUGAUGAUCGUGGACCCUGCAGACAGUAGCUAUAUGCCUUCUCUGGUUGUGGUGUCAGGUGGCAAUUCCUUAAAUAACCUCAUUGAGUUAAAAACCAUAAACAUAAAUCCUACAGACAUGAGUGUAUUGCUCCUCAGUGACUGUACAGAGUUUCACAGAUAUAUUGAAAUUGCUAUAAAACAGUGUCGGAGUUCGGGCAUUGAUUGUAAGAUCCAUGAAUUGAGUGUCAUAGGGCAGAUCCGGGCAGAGGAUGAAGACCUGGCAACUGUGCCAUUUCUUGCUUCAGAUAAUGAGGAGGAGGAUGAUGAUAAAGCCACUACCGGGAGUUUCGUUAGGAAAAAAGCAGCUGCUUUAGAAUCAGCAGCAACUAUUAGAACAAAAGUGUUUGUGUGGGGCCUAAAUGACAAAGAUCAGCUGGGAGGAUUGAAAGGAUCUAAGAUCAAAGUCCCUUCAUUUUCCGAGACAUUAUCUGCUCUCAAUGUUGUGCAAGUUGCCGGUGGAUCCAAAAGUCUUUUUGCUGUGACUGCUGAGGGGAAAGUAUAUGCGUGUGGUGAGGCUACCAACGGAAGAUUGGGUUUAGGCAUUUCCAGUGGCACAGUACCUAUACCUCGACAGAUGACAGCCCUCAGCAACUAUGUAGUGAAGAAAGUCGCCGUUCAUUCAGGUGGAAGACAUGCAAUGGCUCUAACCGUGGAUGGCAAAAUCUUCUCCUGGGGCGAGGGUGAUGAUGGCAAGCUUGGUCACUUCAGCAGAAUGAACUGUGAUAAACCAAGACUUAUAGAAGCUCUCAAGAGCAAGCGCAUCCGGGACAUCGCCUGUGGCAGUUCUCAUAGUGCAGCCAUUACGUCUAGCGGGGAACUGUAUACGUGGGGCUUGGGUGAAUAUGGCCGACUGGGGCAUGGCGACAAUACAACUCAGCUGAAACCUAAAAUGGUAAAGGUGCUCCUGGGUCAUCGAGUCAUACAGGUUGCAUGCGGCAGUAGAGAUGCUCAGACGUUGGCUCUUACAGAUGAAGGACUUGUCUUCUCUUGGGGUGAUGGAGAUUUUGGGAAGCUAGGCCGUGGAGGAAGCGAAGGAUGUAAUGUCCCUCAAAACAUUGAAAGACUCAAUGGCCAAGGAGUAUGUCAGAUUGAAUGCGGAGCUCAAUUUUCAUUGGCAUUAACAAAAUCUGGUGUUGUAUGGACAUGGGGGAAAGGUGACUAUUUUCGCCUGGGUCAUGGCACCGAUGUCCAUGUGAGAAAACCACAAGUUGUUGAAGGCCUCAGAGGAAAGAAGAUUGUUCACGUUGCUGUUGGAGCACUUCACUGUCUUGCAGUAACUGACACGGGGCAGGUCUAUGCAUGGGGGGACAAUGAUCACGGGCAGCAAGGUAACGGAACAACAACUGUCAACAGAAAACCUACCCUUGUCCAUGGUCUGGAAGGACAGAAAAUAACCCGUGUGGCCUGUGGGUCUUCUCACAGUGUGGCCUGGACAACAGUGGAUGUGGCAACACCUGCGGUUCACGAACCUGUCCUCUUUCAAACAGCUAGGGAUCCUCUAGGAGCCUCAUAUCUGGGUGUACCUUCAGAUCCCGAAUCUUCAUCUACUUCCAGCAACAAAAUCAAUGGUGUGAACAAUGCCAAGUCGAACCGCCCAUCCCUUGCAAAGAUUCUCCUAUCUAUCGACGGGAAUUUAGCCAAGCAACAGGCGCUCUCUCAUGUUCUUACUGCAUUGCAGAUCAUGUAUGCGAGGGAUGCUGUUGUUGGAGCUUUGAUGCCAGCCAGUAUGAUUGCUCCUGUGGAGUGCCCAUCCACUGCCCCACCUUCAGAUAUGUCUGGCACAUCUAGCCCCAUCAACAGUGAUGAUGUAGGCUUAGCUAUGGAUUUAGAGGAUCGAUUAAGUCCUAGCCCUUGGCAGGAUAGACGUGGAGAGGUGCCCACCUCUGAAGACGCAGUGACACCCUCUGCUGUGACUCCUUCUGCUUCUGCAGCUUCUUCUCGACCUUUUAUUCCAGUUACAGAUGAUCCUGGUGCAGCUAGUAUCAUUGCAGAAACCAUGACCAAAACCAAAGAUGUGGAAAGCCAGAAUAAAGUGUCAGGCCCAGAGCCCCAGUGUCUGGAUGAAUUUACCAGUUUACUUGUAUCCGAUGAUACUAGAGUCUUAGUUGACCUGCUUAAAUUGGCCGUCUCUAACAGAGCUGGAGAAAAGGGGAAAGAAGUUCUCUCUGCUGUUCUGUCUGGAAUGGGCACUGCGUACCCGCAGGUAGCAGAUAUGCUGCUUGAACUUUGUGUCACAGAACUAGAAGAUGUUGCCACAGAUUCCCAGAGUGGGCGUCUCUCCUCACAACCAGUUGUGGUAGAAAGUAGCCACCCAUAUACAGAUGACACCUCAACAAGUGGCACAGUCAAAAUUCCAGGUGCUGAGGGCCUUAGAGUAGAAUUUGACCGCCAGUGUUCUACAGAGCGGCGACAUGACCCACUUACCAUAAUGGAUGGGGCCAACAGGAUAGUUUCAGUCCGAUCAGGCCGAGAAUGGUCUGACUGGUCUAGUGAACUGAGAAUUCCUGGAGAUGAAUUAAAGUGGAAAUUUAUUAGUGAUGGAUCAGUCAAUGGCUGGGGCUGGCGGUUCACAGUCUAUCCUAUCAUGCCAGCUGCAGGUCCAAAAGAUCUCCUGUCAGAUCGGUGCAUCCUGUCUUGCCCAUCAAUGGAUUUAGUCACCUGUCUUUUAGAUUUCCGUUUGAAUUUUGCUUCCAAUCGAGGAAUAGUUCCCCGUCUGGCUGCUUCGCUCGCAGCCUGUGCUCAGCUUAGCGCUCUUGCGGCAGGUCACAGGAUGUGGGCUCUUCAGAGGCUGAGGAAACUUCUAACCACAGAGUUUGGACAGUCUAUUAACAUCAAUAGGUUACUUGGAGAUGGAGACUCUGAAGCACGUGUAAUGAGUUUUACAGGAAGUGCCUUAGCGGCGUUGGUGAAGGGCCUUCCUGAAGCCUUACAGAGACAAUUCGAGUAUGAAGAUCCAGUUGUCAGAGGAGGGAAGCAGUUGCUUCACAGUCCGUUCUUCAAGGUUUUGGUGGCCCUUGCUUGUGAUCUUGAGUUAGAUACUCUUCCAUGCUGUGCAGAGACUCACAAGUGGGCAUGGUUUAGGAGGUACUGUAUGGCUUCAAGAGUUGCUGUUGCACUGGACAAGAGAACACCGCUCCCUCGAUUGUUUUUAGAUGAGGUUGCCAAGAAAAUCCGUGAGCUUAUGGCAGAUUAUGAGACUAUGAAUACGGUCCAUGAGAGUCAUGAGAUCUUCAGGAGAGAACAAGAUGAACAGCUUGUCCAGUGGAUGAAUAGACGACCUGAUGAUUGGACUUUGUCAGCUGGUGGCAGUGGAACCAUCUAUGGCUGGGGUCAUAAUCACCGAGGACAACUUGGAGGUAUUGAAGGUGCGAAAGUCAAGGUCCCUACACCAUGUGAAGCAUUGGCAACACUAAGACCUAUACAGUUGAUUGGAGGAGAGCAAACUCUAUUUGCCGUCACAGCUGAUGGGAAAUUGUAUGCCACAGGUUAUGGCGCUGGUGGUAGGCUGGGCAUCGGUGGCACUGAAUCUGUGUCUACACCCACACUGUUGGAAUCCAUUCAACAUGUUUUUGUGAAAAAGGUGGCAGUCAACUCUGGUGGAAAGCACUGUCUUGCACUCUCUUCUGAGGGUGAGGUCUAUUCCUGGGGAGAGGCGGAAGAUGGAAAAUUAGGCCAUGGGAACAGAAGCCCAUGUGAUAGACCUCGUGUUAUUGAAUCUUUACGAGGAACAGAAGUUAUAGAUAUAGCCGCAGGUGGUGCACACAGCGCAUGUAUCACAGCAGCUGGAGAACUGUACACCUGGGGAAAAGGAAGGUAUGGACGUCUUGGGCAUGGUGAUAGUGAAGAUCAGCUGAAGCCCAAGUUGGUGGAGGCCCUGCAAGGAUAUCGUGUCAUUGACAUUGCCUGUGGCAGUGGAGAUGCGCAAACGCUCUGCUUGACUGACGAUGACACGGUCUGGUCUUGGGGGGAUGGAGAUUAUGGAAAACUUGGACGAGGGGGCAGUGAUGGUUGUAAAGUACCUAUGAAAAUUGAUUCCUUGACAGGACUUGGAGUCACCAAAGUGGAGUGUGGUUCUCAGUUCUCUGUGGCUCUGACAAAGUCCGGCGCUGUCUAUACAUGGGGAAAAGGUGACUAUCAUCGGCUUGGUCAUGGAUCCGAUGAUCAUGUGCGGAGGCCACGGCAAGUCCAGGGACUUCAAGGGAAGAAAGUUAUUGCCAUUGCCACGGGGUCGCUGCAUUGUGUGUGCUGCACUGAGGAUGGUGAAGUAUACACAUGGGGUGAUAAUGAUGAAGGCCAGCUUGGAGAUGGAACCACAAACGCGAUUCAGCGACCUCGCCUUGUAGCAGCUCUUCAGGGUAAAAAGAUAAACCGAGUCGCCUGUGGUUCUGCUCACACAUUGGCCUGGUCUACAAGUAAACCUGCCAAUGCUGGCAAGCUCCCCACACAGGUACCAAUGGAAUAUAACCACCUGCAAGAGAUAGCCAUUAUAGGUUUAAGGAAUAGGUUGCUGUUACUUCAUCAUAUCUCUGAGCUCUUUUGUCCAUGCAUCCCCAUGUUUGACUUGGAAGGAAGGCUGGAGGAGACUGGUCAAGGUCCUUCAGUUGGCUUCGAUACAUUGCGUGGGAUUCUCAUCUCCCAAGGAAAGGAGGCUGCGUUCCGCAAAGUUGUCCAAGCAACCAUGGUACGGGACCGCCAACAUGGCCCAGUGGUUGAAUUAAACAGGAUACAGGUGAAACGUUCAAGAAGUAAAGGAGGUUUGGCAGGUCCAGAUGGUACCAAAUCUGUCUUUGGCCAGAUGUGUGCAAAAAUGACAUCCUUCAGUCCUGACAGCCUUCUGUUACCUCAUCGCGUCUGGAAGGUCAAAUUCGUUGGGGAGUCUGUAGAUGAUUGCGGAGGUGGCUACAGCGAAUCCAUUGCAGAAAUGUGUGAAGAGCUUCAAAAUGGACUGACUCCACUUCUCAUUGUGACUCCAAACGGAAGAGAUGAGUCUGGGGCUAACAGGGACUGCUUCCUGUUGAAUCCGGCAGCUAAGACCACCCUUCACAUGAAUAUGUUUAGAUUUCUUGGUGUGCUUCUUGGAAUUGCAAUUCGAACAGGAAGCCCUCUAAGUCUUAAUCUGGCUGAACCAGUGUGGAAGCAGCUGGCGGGCAUGAAUCUGACAAUUGCUGACCUCAGUGAGGUGGAUAAAGACUUUAUUCCUGGACUUAUGUAUAUACGCGACAACGAGGCGACCUCAGAGGAAUUUGAAGCAAUGAUUCUUCCUUUUACUGUGCCCAGUGCAAGUGGUCAGGACAUACAGCUGAGCUCCAAGCACACACACAUAACCCUCGACAAUCGAGCAGAGUAUGUAAGGCUCGCCAUCGGCUACAGGUUACAUGAGUUCGAUGAACAAGUUGCUGCCGUUCGUGAAGGCAUGGCACGCGUGGUACCAGUGCCCCUUCUCUCUCUCUUUACUGGUUAUGAACUUGAAACAAUGGUCUGUGGCAGCCCUGAUAUUCCCCUUCAUCUGUUGAAAUCUGUCGCCACGUAUAAAGGGAUUGAGCCCACAGCUUCUCUAAUUCAGUGGUUUUGGGAGGUGAUGGAAUCCUUCUCCAACACAGAGCGGUCCUUGUUUCUCAGAUUUGUGUGGGGUAGGACCAGACUGCCCCGAACAAUAGCGGACUUCAGAGGCAGAGACUUUGUCAUUCAGGUCUUGGAUAAGUACAAUCCUCCAGAUCAUUUUCUUCCAGAAUCCUAUACAUGUUUCUUCCUGCUGAAGCUUCCCAGAUAUUCCUGCAAGCAAGUUCUGGAGGAGAAAUUAAAAUACGCUAUUCACUUCUGCAAGUCCAUAGACACUGAUGACUACGCACGGAUUGCACUUACCGGCGAGCCCGCCGCAGAUGACAGCAGCGAUGACUCUGAUAACGAAGAUGCAGAUUCAUUUGCUUCAGACUCCACGCAGGACUACCUUACAGGACACUAAGGGAGCCCAGGCAGAAGAAGGGGGUUCUCCUAAUGCACUGAGGGGAACCUGGCAGCCCAAAGCUUAGCAGUAGAUUAUACUACAGAUAUAUGAAGAAAGACUUGAACUUUUCCAUUGUGUGCGGCGAUGCAUAGGUGCCUAUUCCUAAUUACACUGCACUUCUAUUGUGUUUUAUCAUGUGUUGUAAAUGUUUACUACAGAGAAAUCAGUGCAGUGUCCCAUCGCGAGGCAGCACAGCCUUUUACAUGUGAGUGCAAUAGUUUUUUUUUUUUUUUCUUAUGUAGUGUUGUUUACCUGUGUAAUUUCAUAAUGGUUGCGUAUAGUGGAGAAACAUGAAAGUAUUAAUCAUUUUCAUUUCCCUCUCCUGGCAACCUGCUUAUUACGACGUUUUCAGAAGCAGCUGAUCAGUAUUCCUUCCAGUUACAUGUAAAUUAGAAAAAUGAGGGGCAUCCAAAUGUUUUCCUGUCACUAGUUCUGUUUGUAUAGUUGCGCUCUCCCUUCAUGCUUUAAAUGGCCUCUUACCACAGUCAUUACAUUUUAUGGGAAAUAUGUAUAUAACGGAUUAGUACCAUGACAUAUGCAAUCCAUCGUCCCUCUGAAUAAACUGUGUCACUACAGUA
Messenger RNA from Bufo gargarizans (Asiatic toad), 15309 nucleotides. It is a transcript of the gene HERC2, whose product is annotated as HECT and RLD domain containing E3 ubiquitin protein ligase 2. The transcript has 93 exons. NCBI's taxonomy places the organism in Eukaryota, Metazoa, Chordata, Amphibia, Anura, Bufonidae. Gene Ontology annotation, biological process: protein ubiquitination. The record is from RefSeq and is a predicted model, not a curated record. Gene Ontology annotation, molecular function: zinc ion binding; ubiquitin-protein transferase activity. The coding region runs from base 137 to 14689 and encodes 4850 amino acids.